AGCAGCGGCGCAAAUAUAUGACGUUAUGUGAGCGUCUUACACAGGGGUCCUUCAAACAUUAAGAAUGGCUGUCUAUACAGAUGCCUGUCAGGCAGUGUCCGGGGCACUCUCCCGCCGGCUCUCCCGCCUAUCACCAGGCGCUGCACAGUAGUACACCACAGUGACAGAUAGAACCUUGGAGUCACCGAUUCACACACACAUACCACCGUCACAUCUAGAGCUCCUAUAAGGGAGACCUCUGUACAUGUACUCGGGGAAUGGGGACUGGCAGCCGGAAUAGAAUGUUGAGAUCCUAGCAGACGAUGCGUGACUCUUGAGUACUACUAUAACAUAGUGACUGUAUAGCCGCCAGUGUGUGUGCUGCCCCGCACCAGGUACAUUAUCUCCCGUAUAACUCACCGGCCGCUGCCAGCAUGUCUCUACCUCCGGAGAAAGCCACAGAGCUGAGGCAAAUCAUCCAUGAGCAGCUCACCCGUGUAAGUACCGGGCAGAUGGAUGUUCAUGGCAAAAUACGUGAGGUCCUUGCUGAAACGUUAAAGGAUGAAUUAGAGGAUGAAAGCCAUAACUUCUCAGAAGAAGAUCUGAUGAAAGCUUUGAGGAGGAGAGGAAUCAUUGAUGAUGUCAUGAAGGAGCUACAUUUCAGUGAGGAUGGCCAUUUAAGAGAAUUCACGUCUACCCCAAAACCAGCAACACAUUUUAUUGAUAAAGAACCAAGAACACUAAAAAAAACUAAUAUAGACCCAACUCGCCGGUAUCUCCAUCUCCAGAUCAUGGGAGGAAAAGCAUUUCUGGAACAUCUCCAAGAAGCUGAUCCUUUGCCGGGUCAGGUGUGCUCCACAUUUACUCUCGGCUUGCACUUUAGAAACCAACGCUUCCGCUCCAAACCCAUCCCCUGUGCCUGCGACCCGGACUUUCAGGAUGGCUUUUUGUUGGAAUUACAUAAAGACAGCUUAGGUGAUGGAAGCAGGAUGGCUGAUGCUACCACCCUAUUAUCAAUCUGUGACCCUGUGCAGCUGGUGCUAAUCAAGACGGAUACAAGUGGAGAAACCACUUUAGUAGCGUCCCACUUCCUGGAGUGGCGGUCCUUACUGGGAAUAGAUAGGGGGGUGACCAGUCUCGCUGUGGAGCUCCAUGGUGUGGGUGCAGAGUGCAAAAUCCCAGUUGGAAUUUUGAAUGUGAAACUUGAAAUGUAUCCUCCUCUGAACCAAACCCUGUCUCCAGAGAUUGUCAGCACUCAGCUUACUUUAGAACGACAGAAGGCUGCUGAGAAAGAACGUUUGUUUUUGGUGUAUGCAAAGCACUGGUGGAGGGAAUACCUACAGAUACGACCAUCCCAUAGUACGAGACUUGUCAAGAUCUUUGCACAGGAUGAAAACUGGGUAAAUCGGCCCGUUUGUUGUUACGUAAGUCCCCUUAGAGCAGGGCGUCUAUUGGACACUCCCCGGCAAGCGGCUCGCUUUGUAAAUGUGUUGGGCUAUGAAAAGGCCCCAGUUGUUGGCGGUGGUGGUAAGCAGGAGCAGUGGAGCACCAUGCUGGCUUUUCUCUGUAGAAAUAAGGGUGAUUGUGAAGACCAUUGCAACCUUCUGUGCAGCCUUCUUCUUGGCUUUGGACUGGAUGCCUAUGUGUGCGUUGGUACAAAAGGAAGGGGAGUGGCUCACACAUGGGUAAUGACUUGUGGAACUGAUGGAGCAGUUACCUUCUGGGAGAGUUUGACCGGACAGAGAUAUAUCCAUAAACCUAUCAACCCAGAUGACCCUCCGAUGGUGGAACAGCACAAGCCCCUCUAUCCGUACAGAACCAUAGGCUGCAUCUUUAACCAUCAGCGGUUCUUGGCCAAUUGCCAGCCUUCAGAUUCGGUUGAUUUGUGCGUGUUUGAUCUGAAUAAUGAAUCCAGGUGGAAGCCAAUGAGUGAGGAAGCCAUUAAAUCCAUCUGCUCGCCAGGAGCUACCACCUCCCUCCCUCCGUUCCCUCCACUCUGCAGCUCACUGGUUGAUGCAGCCACAGAAAGUAAUGACAUUGAACUACAGCUGCGAGUUCUUGUGUCUGAGCACAGAAAGGAUCUAGGCCUCAGCACAGUUUGGGAUGAUCAGCUAUGUUAUCUUUUGUCACCUGCUCUGGCAGCAUAUGAGAUUGAGCGAGCAACCGGUAUCUCGGCAGGCAAUGAGGAAUUUCAAGAUUCCAUAAGGAGAGCUGUGCCUGAUGGUCAUACAUUCAAAGGGUUCCCUAUUCACUUUGUGCAUCGGAAUGCAAGAAGGGCUUUUGCUACAUGUCUGCGUUCUCCAUUCUGUGACGAGAUUGUUGGCUGUCGGGGAGAUCAGAUGCGGCUGGCGGUACGAGUGCGAGUUUUUACGUACCCUGAAUCAGCAUGUGCCGUGUGGAUUAUGUUUGCAUGUAAAUAUCGCUCUGUGUUAUGAAAUAAACUUUUUCGCUCCAUCUUCUACCAACCUAGGAAAACCUUGUUUAUAAGAAUUUUUAAUACAUACUGUAUAUUCUAAUAUAUGUAACAAUUUAUUUAUUUUUUUAAUGUUAUAAUGAAAGAUUGCUUCAUAUAAUAAAAUAUUUUUGUUAAUUUUUUUUCUCAAUGAAA
This is a messenger RNA of Pseudophryne corroboree (corroboree frog), 2587 nucleotides long. It is a transcript of the gene CEP76, whose product is annotated as centrosomal protein 76. The transcript is spliced from 12 exons. The coding region runs from base 414 to 2414 and encodes 666 amino acids. The record is from RefSeq and is a predicted model, not a curated record. Lineage: Eukaryota; Metazoa; Chordata; Amphibia; Anura; Myobatrachidae. Gene Ontology annotation, cellular component: centriole. Gene Ontology annotation, biological process: regulation of centriole replication.